This is a messenger RNA of Volvox carteri f. nagariensis, 411 nucleotides long. RefSeq lists its product as uncharacterized. The record is from RefSeq and is a predicted model, not a curated record. Gene Ontology annotation, molecular function: magnesium ion binding. NCBI's taxonomy places the organism in Eukaryota, Viridiplantae, Chlorophyta, Chlorophyceae, Chlamydomonadales, Volvocaceae. The coding region runs from base 1 to 411 and encodes 136 amino acids. Gene Ontology annotation, biological process: nucleotide metabolic process; nicotinamide riboside biosynthetic process; inosine salvage. The transcript is spliced from 4 exons.
AUGGAGGGCGCAAAGCGACUCAAUCUUGCGGUCAACAUCAUACGGAAGAACAGGGCAGUGGGCAUCGUCCCCACGCAGCCCACCAUUUACGAGGUACUUGAGGACAUCGCCCUCACCAUCCAGACCCAGCUGGUGGCCAAGGUGCCUUUCUGCGCCUUCAACGGCGGUAACGACGUGUUCGUGGAUGUGGGCAACAAGCUGCUUGGACUGGAGGCCCUCACCAGAUACCUGAAGGUCACGCCGCCGGAGGUCUUGCAUGUGGGCGACCGCUUCACCGAUAGCGGCAAUGACGUCGCCACCAGGGACAUCUGCUCGGUGCUGUGGGUAGCCAAUCCCGAGGAAACAGGCUUCUUCAUAAAAAUGCUGCUCAAAGAUAUCCGAAAGAGCAGAUGGCAGCCGUACAUCGAGUAG